GCCUGGUUUAAAAGAGCUGAGUGUUCAUUGGUUUUCAGGACAAUAGGAGCUUUUUAGUUUCUUUUCAAUAUGGACAAUCAAGUAAUACGUAACCUUUUUACAAGCUACUCGUUGUUCAUGGAGCCAUCUUUUUAUGGAAAAUGUCAUUGACUUCUGUAAUUUCUGUUUGGUACAUCAGUCUUUCAACUCCAGUGCGAAAAUUUAAGAAGCAAACGUGUAUGUUACAGGAUUACAAACAGUCUUUAUUACUAUUAGUUCCUGGCAGUAGUGCAUAAUGGCUUCAACUCGGCCACGAAGGCAAUGAAAUGAACGACAAACCCAUCAUAGCUGCCUUCUGAAGUUGGCACGGCACGUAAACAUAAACAGCGGACACAACAUACGUCAUUGCGUUGUGUUCUUUUCUGCUAUGAAAAAAAUAAUUUGGGUUUUUGACAAAUGAGAAGUCUGUUGGCCGAAAUUGACGUCAGAGUGUAAACAAUUUUUGGGAUUAACUCAAAAUUAAUACCACAGGUAACGUCCCGAUUUGUUAAUCCGUAUAAAAUUACUUAGAGCUUGACCAAAAGUAUGUGGACACCUUACUAUUAAACACGUAUGUACUUGCUGAGCGUCCCAUUCCAAAACUAAUAUGGAAUUGUUGUUUUUUUUUUUGUUUUUUUUUGCUGCUAUAACAGUUUCUACUCCUCUGGGAAGGCUUUCCACUAGAUUUUGGACCAUGGUUAUGGGAAUUCAACCACAAGAGCAUUAGCGAAGUCAGGCACUGAUGUUACUCAAGAAGAGCAGAUGCAUAACAACCCCUCUCAUAUAAACUACGGAUUUCAUUAUGGAGAAGAAAGACCUCCCGCACAAGCGCCUGGAUAUCCACCGCCGAUUUAUCCCACCGUACCUCUGUACUCGAACGCAGCACCUGCACCCAUCAACACACACUACACCGUCACAUCCGGGUUUCCUCAUACCCCAGCGGCACGCAAAGUCAGCAGAAAUCGAUGUCUGUGCAUAACAGCAGCAGUUAUCUUCGUCUUCGUCAUCCUGGCAAUAGCGGCCGUGUUGCUCUGGUACUUCUUAGCCGGAGCGUGCGUGACGGGCCGGACGUGUGGUCAGAGCAGCACGUGUGUGCGCUCGUCGCAGUGGUGUGAUGGACGGACGGAUUGUCCAGCAGGCGAGGACGAGGCCCAGUGCUUUCGUUUCUACGGUCCUAAUUCCAUGCUGCAGAGUUUUUCAAACGAAGACCAAAAAUGGAAGGUAGUGUGUUCAGACAGGUGGAACGACAACACUGGGAAGCAAGCUUGUAAGGAGAUCGGAUAUUCCAGUUCUGACUAUGUUAGUUAUGGGACAAUAGAUCCAGGUUCCAGCGCAGGAGACGGCUACAUGACCCUCAAAUCUGAUUACUCAAACGUACUCAGCUCUGAGCCUGUACAUAGCUCUCUCUCGAACAGUGCGAGAUGCCAGACGAACACAGUGGUGACCCUGAAGUGUAUCGAUUGCGGAAGGUCUCUCGCUCCUGGAACGCGCAUCGUCGGAGGGGAAGUGGUGAAUACCCUGGGACGCUGGCCAUGGCAGGUCAGUCUGCACGCCACUGGGAGUCACACGUGUGGAGGAUCGAUCAUCACUCCAUCAUGGAUCGUCACCGCUGCUCACUGCGUUCAGUCACUUUCAUCUCCAAGUCAGUGGAAGGUGUACGCCGGGUAUCUGACCCUGAACCAGAUGGAAUACGUCAGCGGUAACUCGGUCGCGCGGAUCAUCUCUCACCCCGGCUUUGACACUGAUAACAAUAACAACGAUAUUGCUCUGAUGAAACUGUGGACGCCACUCCAAAUAUCGUCUAGCAUUAGACCAGUGUGCUUGCCGAACACCGGUCUCGACUUGUCAACAUCAAGAACAUACUAUGUUACUGGAUGGGGGGCGACCAGGAGUCAAGGUUCUGCCUCUAACGAGUUACGUGAGGCUCAGGUCUCGCUGAUUAGCAGGACGGUGUGUAACAGCCAGCAGGUUUAUAACGGCCGAAUCACGGACACCAUGAUCUGCGCAGGCAAGCUGGAGGGUGGAGUGGACUCGUGCCAGGGGGACAGCGGUGGUCCUCUGGUCACUUCGGAGAAUUUUCUGUGGUGGCUGGUGGGAGAUACUAGCUGGGGUCAGGGCUGCGCUAUUCGAAACCGGCCGGGUGUUUAUGGAAACGUGACCACCUUCCUCGAAUGGAUUUACACGCAAAUGAAGAAAUAUUAAUUUGAAGUCUGGGCAAAAUGGAUGGACCUCAUGGACCUUCAUUUCCGAGGAACUUCAUGAAGGAUGAUUUUGAAGAUGUUUAUAUUUAUAUAUCCUGUGGAUUAGCAGUAUUCCCUAAUCGUUUAUGUUCGAUGAAUUCUAUUUUUGUAAAAGGUGGUUUUUUUGUUCCUUUUUUUAAUUUUUUAAAGCAAAUUUUGACUAAAGCUUAUGUCAGAUGUCUAGUGUUUGCGGUUUUAAACACUUCAACUAUUUAUUGUAAAAAAAAACAAAAAAAACAAAACAAAAAAAAAAUCUUAAUGACUAACCUGUCUAGGUUGUUUUUAAGCACCGUGUCAGAUACAUUAAAUCAAAUGUACGGAUCAGUGUGUUACGCUCCAGGUAGCCAACGUGUUUUUUAAGACUGUCGUGAAAGCAAAUUGACUUGUGCUUUAUUUGCACGAGCCGUUUUUUUUUCUCCACACACUACCCCUGAGCACAGCGAGUUCAGAAACAGGGCGUGAGUGGCCGAGAAAGUGGCUUUGAUUCUCUUCCUGCGCUGAUGGUAUUUCUCCAUAAAGACAGUUUAUUAUGAUUUUAUGUAGCAGCUGAAUACCAUUUAAAAACCCAAGACGCUUUUAAAACAUAAGGUGUGUGUUUAUAAAAAUGAAUAUGAUCAUAGAAUUCCCUCUGUUUCUGUACAAACAGUAUGAAUUAAAAUUAUUAUUGUAUAUGUGUGUGUGUAUAUACAUAUAUAUAUAUAUAUAUACAUAUAUAUAGAAACAUA
Messenger RNA from Ictalurus furcatus (blue catfish), 2983 nucleotides. It is a transcript of the gene tmprss2, whose product is annotated as transmembrane serine protease 2. Gene Ontology annotation, cellular component: membrane. Gene Ontology annotation, biological process: proteolysis. Bases 781 to 2220 code for a protein of 479 amino acids. The record is from RefSeq and is a predicted model, not a curated record. Lineage: Eukaryota; Metazoa; Chordata; Actinopteri; Siluriformes; Ictaluridae. The transcript has 13 exons. Gene Ontology annotation, molecular function: protein binding; serine-type endopeptidase activity.